Aureobasidium melanogenum CBS 110374 is the source of this 1008-nucleotide messenger RNA. Its product is annotated as Clavaminate synthase-like protein. The record is from RefSeq and is a predicted model, not a curated record. Gene Ontology annotation, molecular function: dioxygenase activity. NCBI's taxonomy places the organism in Eukaryota, Fungi, Ascomycota, Dothideomycetes, Dothideales, Saccotheciaceae. The transcript has 5 exons. Bases 1 to 1008 code for a protein of 335 amino acids.
AUGUCGAGAUCAUCAGCUCAAAUCCCUGUGAUUGACAUAUCUCCCUCAAACCCGAACGCUGCGACACAGCUUCUCGAUGCCGCGGCGAAUAAUGGCUUCGUGUUCGUCGAGAACAAUGCAGCCGCGGGAAUGCCACCAGCCAAAGUCAAAGAGAUGUUUGAUCUGAGCACAAAGUUCUUCCAAGGUCCGAUUGAGAAUAAGCAAAACUGUCCCACGCAGAACAACCGAGGGUGGGUGUCUAUGCAGCAAGAGACACUUGAUCCUGGUAAUCAGAAGAGAGGCGACUUCAAAGAAGCCUUCAACCUUGGUGAAUUCGAUGGCAACAAACCCAACCAACCCCUUCCCGAGCCCUUCUCUACUCAAGUCAACACGGUAGCAGACUUCAGCCACUCCUGCCAUGCUCUCUGCAACAAGCUUCUCCAGCUCUUUGCUGAAGCGUUAGAGAUACCAUCCGACUGGUUCAGCUCGCGACACGAUCAAGCCAAAGGACCAUCAGGAAGUAUCAUGCGUUUGCUCUACUAUCCUUCUGUUCCAGAUACUCUGGCUCCAGAUGAAGACGAUAUCCGCGCUGGCGCUCAUAGUGAUUACGGCACUCUAACUCUCCUAUUUCAACUACCGGGUCAACCUGGCUUGGAAAUCAAGACUCCUUCUGGUGAGUGGGAGAGUGUGCCAGUUGAUCCUCAUGGCACCUUGCUCAGCGACCUUUCAAAGCCUUUGCCCAUCUUGGUGAACAUCGGUGAUUUGCUGGCUUAUUGGACAAAUGGCUUGUUGAAGAGUACAGUGCACAGAGUUAUCUUCCCCAAAGACGCGAGGAGGGGUGGCGAAGACAGGUACUCGAUGGCUUACUUCUGUCAUCCAUUGGACGAUGCUGAGUUAGUCCCUGUGCCGAGCAAGCGUGUCGAGCAGUACGAAGGCGGCAUCGAUGGAGUGAAGAAAGGAGGAAAGACGCUGACGGCCAAAGAUCACUUGCUUGAACGUCUGGCAGCGACAUAUGGCACAAAAGCUUAG